This is a messenger RNA of Rhodotorula toruloides NP11, 2562 nucleotides long. Its product is annotated as cAMP-independent regulatory protein. The record is from RefSeq and is a predicted model, not a curated record. Lineage: Eukaryota; Fungi; Basidiomycota; Microbotryomycetes; Sporidiobolales; Sporidiobolaceae. The transcript has 2 exons. Gene Ontology annotation, molecular function: DNA binding. Bases 1 to 2562 code for a protein of 853 amino acids.
AUGGCCGACCCCGCCUUCCGAGGCUUCGUCGAGACGACCCUCGACGCGCUCCUCAUCUUCGAAGGCUGCAAGCGCGGCCUCUUGCCCAAGAUCUCGCGGCGCCUCCAGGACUUUGAGAAGCGCGAACUCGUCGUAUCGGGCGCCGUGUUCGUCUUUGACGAGGAAGAGACGGGCAUCAAGCGGUGGACGGACGGGUUGACCUGGAGUCCGUCACGAACGUUGGGCAACUUUCUCGUCUACCGCGAAUUGGACAAGAAGGCGGCGUUGCAGAAGAUCCCUGUGACGACAGGAGGCGACGGUGCGAAUGGGGAGGAUGACGAGGAGGGAGGGAGCGGCGGGAAGAGCAGGUUGUUGGGCGGGUUGACGAGCAAGGCGGAUCCGGUAGACGACUCGUCCGACCCGAGCCGGCCAGGUAGCUCGUCUGCAGCACGGCGGUCGCUCGGCGAUGGCGGCGGAGGCUCGCAGCAGCUCGACAGGGCGCGGGAACGCGCCCUCGUCGGCAGCUUGACGUCGAGCUACCGUUUCCGCUCCGACGGACUCGUCAAGAAGACCAUCUCGCUCAACGGCCUCCACCUCAUCGGCUACUACCGCAUCGAAGACGUCACGUCAGGCCGCCUGCGCACCCCGUCUUCCCAUCCCGAACUCGUCUCGAUCGAUGUCUCGUCCGCCUUCCUCGCUCCCGCGCUUUUUCGGAUCCCGCCCAUCGUCGAGAUCGGACCUGACGGAUCGCUGAGGUACAAGGGCGAGGCGGAUGCGCCGCUCUCGCCGUUGACACGGUCAGGCUCGUCUCAGGGCUUUCCUACGCCCGGGCUGAGCCAGUCCCGACCCGCGUCCUCCGACUCGUCUUUCCUGCCGGGCAUGCUGCCCAGUCCCGGCGGCGGCUGGGACUACACUCCGACUGUCCCAGCACCAGGCUCCCCUCGACGCGGCGCCAUGUCUUCCUUUCGCGCCUCGAACCGCUUCGAUCCCUACUCCAGCUCCCGCUUCUCUCCCACAACCGCCAACUUUCCCGCCAACGCAGCCUACCCCUUUCCCGCCGUCCCGCUGAAUACGCCGCCUCCGCCUCGAAACGCCUUCUCACCCGUCGGCGAGAGCUCGCUUGCCUCUACGAACGACGGCUACUUCCAGUCCCGAACACCGCCUGUAGACGGCGGAGCAGGGAUGAGCGUGUCGGCGCCAAUGACGGAGGGUUGGCAAGGUCCGCAGGGAGCGGUGUAUCAGCCUCUGCCGCCUCCUCCGAGUCGAGGCGGUGUCGAUGCUAUGCCGAACAGCCCGUCCUUCUACCAGCCUCGACGAUCAAUACCCUACGUCCCGACGACCGACACCCAAUGCGCCAACACCAUCUUCGCCUACAACCCUCCUCCACCUCCUCCCGCUCCGAAUGCUCCGCUCACAGCGAGCCAGUACGCGCACUACCGCGCGCCGAGUACCGCGACGGGCUCGAUCACGCCGCAGUUCAGCGCGUAUCAGCCGGUGCAGGCGUAUAACCAGCACCAACAGGCUGCGCUCGCUCAAUCGCACAAUCAGCAGCGCCAAUACGUCUCGCCUCUCCCACAUCCUCCUUCAACCGGUGGGGAAGCAUCCCAGUCCCCGUUCGCCACGCCUCCCGCAACCAGCCACGCCGCUCGAUCCGUCUACCCUCACCCGUCUCAACAGCCUACCCACUCGCGAACGACUUCAUCACACAACUCGCCUGCGACGCACUGGGCUCCUCCGCCGCCUCGCUCAGGCGGGCCAAUCCAGGAGCCGACGAGUUCGCUCGCGCAGCAGGCGACGUCGCUCAUGAGCGAGGUCUCGCCGCAUAGUCCGGCCGAUGCGGGUGGAGACUCGAGGAUGCAGAGGCAGCAGCAGGCGGCGAUGCAGGCUGCUUAUGCGUCUGCUGCGUCGUACGGACGAGCACAGCAUGCGCAACAGCAGCAGCAGGGAGGGUGGCAGGCGGCGCAGCCGCAACCGCAAGGCGAGCAGGCGUACCCGUACAUCCAGCGGCAGCACACGCCGAGCGGACUCGUCGCGGCGAUAGCGAACGAGGAGGUUGUACCUGCUUCGGGCCACGGACUUGGCGUCAGCGCGUACGGCGAGAUCGUUCCGGCUUCGACGCUCCCGCCGCGACAAAGGUCGUCGACGACUGCGUAUCAGCAAACGAGCUUUCGGCAGUCGAUGCCCGGGCAGCCGUCUGUCUCGCUCUCGUCGCAGCAUGCGUAUGCCGCGCCGCCACCGCCUAAUCACUUCCAGCAGCAGCGAUACGACGGUGGCGUCAGCCCGCUCAAUCAGCAUCUGUCCGGCAUGCUCGAACGAGACAACGAGCGCGGCGGUGUCAACGGAGGGAACGCUGGAUGGACGAGCAUCAAGCGCGAGACGCCCGGUCCUGUCUCGCCGCCCGUCCAGCACCAGGAACCUCCGCCUCUGCCGCCGCAGUCUAUGCCCUACGCCCCGCCGCAGUACCAGCACUACCCGCGCCCCGAUCAGCUCCCGCCUCCUUCGAACCAGCCGCAGAACCCGCAGCAGCAGUGGUGGCCGAACGACCCGUCGUGGCAGCACAGCUUGCGACCUGACGGUCAAUGA